AUGUGUGAUCCAGUGUCCAUUGCUCGUAACCAUUUGCUUCCACUGUUAGCAGAAGCAGUGAAUAUAAUCAGGCAGACUCCAGUAGAAGUUAAAGCCAUGAAAAAACAACUCGAAAGGAUUCAAGACAUGAUCCAUGAAGCGGAUAGAAAGGCUUCAGCAGAAGCAGAUAACCUCAAGCGUGACGAAAUCAAGGAAAUGAUGAAGGAGCUGAUAGAAGCAUCUUUUGAAAUGGAAGAUGUCUUGGAUGAAUACAUUGUGUGUGAGCAACAACUGCAAUCUCGUGAUCCUGGAUGCGUAGCAUUCAAUCCAGAAGAGGCAGCUAACUUCAUCAGACCUAUGAUCACCCGUGUUCAGGUGGCCUACAAGAUUCAGCGCGUUAACACGCGAUCUCGUGAAAUGAAGGAAAAAUGUCAGAUUCAUGAUUCUUCAGAACAAGGAGAAGGUGGUCCUAGUUCUCGAGGAAGCCAGGACCCUGCGGUGCGGAACCUUCGAGAGGAGGCUCCGCUUGACAUUAGGGAGACUGAUGUUGUUGGCUUUGAUGUCCCGAAAGUGAAAUUGAUUGGUUGGUUGGUGAAGGGACGAGAAGAACGCACUGCGAUCUCUGUGGUAGGGAUGGGAGGGCAAGGGAAAACCACUCUUGCUAGAAAAGUUUUUGAAAGCAGUGAUGUUGUUAAGCACUUUCAUUGCCAUGCAUGGAUCACUGUCUCUAAGUCAUACACCGUGGAAGGAUUGUUGAGGGACAUGUUGCAGCAGUUUUGCAAAGAAAAAAAUGAAGAUCCUCCUCAGAAAAUCUCAAUGAUGGAUCCCACAUCAUUGAAAAAUGCAGUGAAGGACUACAUGCGGCGAGGAAGGUAUGUUAUCUUCUUCGAUGAUGUGUGGGAUACACAAUUUUGGGACAAGAUUGAAUAUGCUUUGAUUAAUGAUACUAAAGGAAGUAGGAUAUUGAUCACAACCAGGAAUAAGGAUGUUUUCUUGCCUUUUAAUAGAUCUUGUUUGGUUGAAAUGCAUAAUCUGCAACGUUUGGAAGAAAAUAAAUCUAGGGAGCUAUUUUAUAAAAAGGCGUUUUGGUCCAAGUUUGAUGGACGUUGUCCAGAAGAUCUGAAGGAUGUGUCUAGUGAAAUUGUCAAAAAAUGUGACGGUCUACCUCUAGCAAUUGUGACCAUUGGUGGUAUUUUAUCUACCCAAGAUCCAAAUGCAAUUGAGUGGAGGAAGUUGUGUGAAAAUCUAAGUUUAGAUAGUGUAACCAAGAUUUUAAGUCUCAGUUAUGAUGAUUUGCCCUCUUAUCUCAAACCAUGUCUGUUGUAUUUUGGAAUGUAUCCCGAAGACUUUAUAGUUGAAUCCAAGAGACUGAUUCGACAAUGGGUAGCUGAAGGGUUCAUCAAACAACAAAAGGAAAAAACACCAGAGGAAGUUGGCAAAGUGUAUUUGAAAGAGCUGAUUCAAAGAAGUUUGGUGCAAGUAUCAUCAUUUACCAUUGAUGGCAAAGUUAAAAAUGAUCAGUUAGCUUUAUGUGGGAAAAGUCGGCGUGUUUCUUUAGCAACAACUUCCAAAGCUUUUUGGGAAAGCAUUGAGGGCUCACACAUUCGGUCAUUGCUCUUUUUCAUAAAUGAAGAACUUCCUGAAUGUUUUGUAAAAAGAAUCCUUGCACAAUGCAAGUUACUGAAGGUACUUGAUUUCCAUAAUUGUCCAAGUUUUCUCAAAAAUAUUCCCGAAGGUUGCUUGAAUUUACUCCACUUGAAGUAUUUAAGCUUUCGCAAUUGGGACGUAGAGAGUCUUCCAGAAUCUAUUGUUAAACUUCAGAAUCUGGAAACUUUGGAUGUAAGGACCAGUGUCAUUUUCCUGCCAAGGGAUAUUGGCAGGCUUAGAAAGCUAAGACAUCUUUUGGGUACGUUUGAAUGUUGUGAUGAUGGCUGGGAAUGGAAUUGUGGUAUUGGAGGCUUGGAAUCCCUACAAACACUAAGCGAAGUGGCAAUGAAUAGUUCUCAAGUAGCGCUACUUAAGGAGCUGGGAGAGUUGAGGCAGUUAAGGGAGUUGAGAUUGGCAUUUGCAGAGUUGGAAGUAGAGGAAAUUGAUCUUCUGUGGUACUCAAUAAAUAAGAUGCAACACUUGGAGAAACUACAUCUUUGUGCAAAUGAUGGAGGUUUUAGUGAUUUACAUCUUAUUUCACCCCCACCCACGCUUCAAAAGCUUCUCCUAAAUGGGAUUUUAAAGAAGUUGCCAGAGUGGAUUUCAGAGCUUGCAAAUCUUGUUAAGCUGACCUUGGAAUGGUCUAAUUUAACUGAUGAUCCUCUUAAAUCACUGAAAAAAUUGCCAAAUUUGCUGUCUCUUACCAUGUGGAGUUGUUAUGAGGGUGAAAGCAUGCAUUUUCAAGAUAGAGACUUUCAGAAACUAAAGCUACUAAGACUCCAAUCUAUGACAAGCUUGAAAUCCAUCGUUAUAGAGAAAGGAGCACUGCAUUCACUGAGAGAGUUGGAGCUAUAUCGUAUCCCCCAACUCAAGGCGGUACCACCUGGCAUUCAGCACUUAAAGAACCUUGAAGCUCUCAGUCUGACUUUUAUGCAACGAGAACUUGUGAAUAACAUCACUACCGAUGGAGGAAAAGACCACUGGAUCAUCAAGCGUGUUCCUAGUUUAAACAUUUAUGAUCUGUACCAGUAA
Lotus japonicus is the source of this 2658-nucleotide messenger RNA. Its product is annotated as disease resistance protein RPM1-like. The record is from RefSeq and is a predicted model, not a curated record. Gene Ontology annotation, molecular function: ADP binding. NCBI's taxonomy places the organism in Eukaryota, Viridiplantae, Streptophyta, Magnoliopsida, Fabales, Fabaceae. Bases 1 to 2658 code for a protein of 885 amino acids. Gene Ontology annotation, biological process: defense response to other organism. The transcript is spliced from 2 exons.